This is a messenger RNA of Sodiomyces alkalinus F11, 1536 nucleotides long. RefSeq names its product DUF895 domain membrane protein. The transcript is spliced from 2 exons. Gene Ontology annotation, molecular function: transmembrane transporter activity. NCBI's taxonomy places the organism in Eukaryota, Fungi, Ascomycota, Sordariomycetes, Glomerellales, Plectosphaerellaceae. The coding region runs from base 1 to 1536 and encodes 511 amino acids. Gene Ontology annotation, biological process: transmembrane transport. The record is from RefSeq and is a predicted model, not a curated record.
AUGGCCGACGGCAACGACAAGACGGCUUCCGUGGAGGAGUCGCACAAGACCCCCACUACCACCGCCGCCACCGACACCGACACCGACACCUACGACGACUUGCCGCCUCGCCCUGAUGGCUGGAUGUACAAGGCCUUCAAGCUGGGCAGCCACCACUACUGGUACGCCUCGCCCCGCGUCCAGCUGCUCAUGGUCUCCCUCGUGUGCUUCCUGUGCCCCGGCAUGUUCAACGCCCUCAGCGGCCUCGGCGGCGGCGGCCAGCUCGACUCGACCGCCCAGACCCAGGCCAACACGGCGCUCUACAGCACCUUCGCCGUCGUCGGCUUCUUCGCCGGCUCCAUCGCCAACCGCCUCGGCCUGCGCCUGACCCUCUCCUUCGGCGGCGUCGGCUACUGCAUCUACGCCGCCAGCUUCCUCUCUUUUAGCCACACCCAGAACCGCGGCUUCGUCACCUUCGCCGGCGCUUUCCUCGGCGUCACCGCCGGCCUCCUCUGGGCCGCCCAGGGCGCCAUCAUGAUGUCCUACCCGCCCGAGGACGAGAAGGGCCGCUACAUCUCCUGGUUCUGGAUCAUCUUCAACAUGGGCGCCGUCAUCGGCUCCCUCAUCCCCCUGGCCGAGAACAUCCAGAACCGCGCCGGCGCCGUCACCGACGGCACCUACGCCGCCUUCAUCGUCCUCAUGUUCUGCGGCGCCGUCGUCGCCCUCUUCCUCUGCAACGCCGGCACCGUCCAGCGCGAGGACGGCUCUCGCGUCAUCCUCAAGAAGAACCCGUCCUGGCAGUCCGAGCUGUAUGGCCUGUGGGAGACCUUCCGCGACCACUGGUGGAUCCUCCUGCUCUUCCCCUACUUCUUCUCCUCCAACAUUUUCUACACCUACCAGACCAACGGCCUCAACCUGACCGCCUUCAACACCCGCACCCGCGCCCUGAACAACCUCCUCUACUGGCUCGCCCAGAUCAUCGGCGCCGUCGUCUUCGGCUACGGCCUGGACGUUUCCCGCAUCCGUCGCACCCGCCGCGCUCGCGGCGCCUACGUCGUCCUCGUCGUCCUCACCUUCGUCAUCUGGGGCGGCGGGUACGCCUGGCAGCGCCAGCAGCCGCAUCGCAGCGAGGCGAGGCAGGACAUUGACUGGACCGACGGCGGCUCGCGCUUUUUCGGUCCCAUGUUCCUCUACUUUUUCUACGGGUUCUUCGAUGCGGCCUGGCAGACGAGCAUUUACUGGUACAUGGGCGCCAUCUCCAACUCGUCACGAACAGCCGCCAAUCUAGCCGGUUUCUACAAGGGCCUCCAGAGCGCCGGCGCCGCCGUCUACUGGGCCCUCGACAGCCGACAACUCGACUACAGCACCAUGUUCUACUCCACCUGGGGCCUCCUGGCCGGCUCCCUCCUGCUCGCCGCCCCCGUCGUGUUCAUGCGCAUCACCGACACCACCGACGUUGAGCGGGACAUCAAGGGCACCGGCGACACUGUCGAGAAUGUGGUCGCGCCGGGUGCCCUCGGUGCCGAGGGGAAGAAGGCUGAGACUGAGACGGCUUGA